AUGGAGGCUUAUAUGGAGGAUCACCUGCGUAAUAAGGACCGUCUCCAGAGGGAGUGGGAGGCUUUGUGCUCAUACCAGGCCGACCCCUGUUCAGUGGCUGUGGCUCAAGCUCCGAGCAACAUGGACAAAAACAGACACGCUGAAUCCGUCCCCUAUGAUCACACUCGGGUGAAGUUGAAGACGGAAGUAAACUCCAAUAAACAAGACUUCAUCAACGCCAGCCUCAUUUUUGACCAUGACCCUCGCCAGCCAUCUUACAUCGCCACACAGGGACCAAUGGCUCACACUGUCGCUGAUUUCUGGCAGAUGGUGUGGGAGAACGGCUGCACAGUGAUAGUGAUGAUGACGGCUCUGGUUGAAGACGGAGAGAAACAGUGCGAGCGGUACUGGCCUGAUGAGGGCUCAUCACUCUACCACAUCUACGAGGUGAACUUGGUGUCUGAGCACAUCUGGUGUAAGGACUUCCUGGUGCGUAGCUUCUACCUGAAGAACGUCCAGACGCAGGAGACCAGAACCUUGACACAGUUUCACCUGCUGAGCUGGCCCGCUGACGGCAUCCCCAUCUCCACAAGACCACUGUUAGACUUCCGUCGGAAGGUGAAUAAAUGCUACAGAGGUCGUUCCUGCCCAAUCAUCGUUCACUGCGGCGAUGGCACUAGCCGCACUGGCGCGUACAUCCUCAUUGACAUGGUGCUGAACCGCAUGGCCAAGGGAGUGAAGGAGAUUGACAUCGCAGCCGCACUGGAGCACAUCAGAGACCAGAGACCUGGAUUAGUCCGCACCAAGGACCAGUUUGAGUUUGCGCUGACAGCAGUAGCAGAGGAGGUGAAUGCCAUCUUGAAAGCCCUGCCACAGUGAGGACAUCCAUGGACACAAAAAUAAAUACUCAUAAGGACACACUCGUACGACCCAGCCAUGUUUGUCUGGCCAUCACUGUAUAUUAGAAUUUGCUCCACCACACCUGGAGCUCUUACAGCUCAUGUCUUCAGCAUGCAGUAUUUGACCAUCAACUCAUUUGCUGGGUUUUUAAAACUUUCUGGAACUUCAUAAAUUAUUUCUUGCAAGAUGUAAAAUAUGGCCAAGAGAUUAAAUGUUAAUCAUGAUCUUUGCUCUCUGGAGAUUCUACAUAAUAAGACACCAAUUAA
Molecule: messenger RNA, 1145 nt
Organism: Notothenia coriiceps (black rockcod)
Lineage: Eukaryota; Metazoa; Chordata; Actinopteri; Perciformes; Nototheniidae
Product: receptor-type tyrosine-protein phosphatase-like N
Exons: 10
Coding region: 1-858 (285 amino acids)
Biological process (GO): regulation of secretion; insulin secretion involved in cellular response to glucose stimulus; protein dephosphorylation
Cellular component (GO): synapse; secretory granule
Molecular function (GO): protein tyrosine phosphatase activity
Source: RefSeq, a predicted model, not a curated record